AGGUGGUGAAUUUUUGGAAUAGUUCCUUUAAUCAAAUGUGUUUUUUUAUUUUUUUAUUUUUUUUUUUUGGUUACUGUCGCUUUAGGCUCCAUCGCCAGAGCUGCAACGUCCACAACCGAUCCAGCCAACUCAGGUAGUUCAGCAACCAACUCAAGUAGUCCAGCAGCCAACUCAGGUUGUUCAACAGCAACCAGGAGCUACUGCUCAAUGCCCAUGUCCGGAAACAGCUUGUGUUUGCGUAUCAAUUGGUGUCGGUCAAAACCAGCAAUAUACUCAACAACAACAACCACAACAGCAACAGUCAAACUGUCAAACUACAACAACCCAACAACAAUACUGUCCGCAAAACGACCAGGAACAGUAUAUUGUACAACCACAACCAUGUCCACUGGUCCAAGGCCAAAGUACAUCAAACGCACAAUAUCAGGGCAUCUGCUCUUGGAUGGUUGAUCCGCUAGCGACUGAUCCACAAAGUAGGACUCACUACUUGCAGUGCCAACCAGCUCCAAACAACCUAUUUUGUGGUAGAUGGCAGAGAAUGCCCUGUGCGCCUAGCACAGUCUUUGAUGUUAAUGCACAAGUCUGUGUCUGGGAUCCAAGUAAGUAUUCAACUGCUCUACCGGGAACUGUUCCAGUAGGUGAACAAGUCAGCCAGUCAGCGCAGUAUCAACCGCAAGGACAGUUUCCGACUCAAGGACCAGUUCAGCAGUAUUCAACUAACGGCGUUACAGCAGUACCAAUAACCGUUUCAACAACACAGCCGGCUACUUGUUCAUGCACUGGUGGUGUACUGAUUGGAUCGUGUAAUGUAAACUAUCAGUGCCCUGGUCAAUCAGUCUGCCAAGUUGGAGGUCAAAAUGACCAACAGGUUAGCACUGCAAACCUACCUUAUUUUUCUUCGUAG
This is a messenger RNA of Enterobius vermicularis (human pinworm), 904 nucleotides long. The record is from the annotation of a GenBank genome assembly. NCBI's taxonomy places the organism in Eukaryota, Metazoa, Nematoda, Chromadorea, Rhabditida, Oxyuridae.